Messenger RNA from Octopus bimaculoides (California two-spot octopus), 2122 nucleotides. RefSeq names its product U4/U6 small nuclear ribonucleoprotein Prp31. Lineage: Eukaryota; Metazoa; Mollusca; Cephalopoda; Octopoda; Octopodidae. Gene Ontology annotation, biological process: spliceosomal tri-snRNP complex assembly; mRNA splicing, via spliceosome. Gene Ontology annotation, cellular component: U4 snRNP; U4/U6 x U5 tri-snRNP complex; precatalytic spliceosome. The record is from RefSeq and is a predicted model, not a curated record.
GAAGCUGGGAUAUCUAUUAUUCGUAUAAAACUUUCGAUCAACACCGGUGACAAAAGAGUAAACUACACCGGUAAACAACUGUUUAAGCAUAUUUAUUGCGUUGUAUUUUGAAACAGUGAACUAAUUAGGUGUGACUUAUGUCUCUGGCAGAUGAAUUGUUGGCUGAUUUAGAAGAGGGUGGAGAAAACUUGGAAACUCAAGACAUUGAGCAAGAAGAUGUUACCGAGGUGUCUGAUACAGUUAUGGAAGUUGACACUACCAAACAUUCUGUGCGGAGUGUUGCCAAGCUCAGAGAUAGCACAGAGCUUAAAUAUGUUUUGCAAGAAAUUGAAAAGUUUUCUACCAUGCAACGGAAAGAUGGAGUCAGUGGUCCAGUUGAGGCAGAUCCAGAAUAUAAACUCAUUGUUGAAGCUAAUAACAUGACUGUUGAGAUAGAUACAGAAAUCAAUGUUAUUCAUAAGUUUACCAGAGACCACUAUGCAAAACGUUUCCCAGAAUUGGAGUCACUCAUCCCUACUCCGAUGGAAUAUGUGAAAACUGUAAAAGAAUUGGGAAACAACAUUCUGGAGAAAUCAAAAAGCAAUGAAGUGUUACAAGAAAUUUUAACCCCUGCCACAUUGAUGGUUGUUAGUGUAACAUCUUCUACAACACAAGGGACAGAAUUAACAGUUGAAGAAAUGGAUCGUGUCAUUGAAGCAUGUGACAUGGCUAUUGACUUGAAUGACUACAAACAGCGUAUUUUCCACUAUGUAGAGUCUCGGAUGAGCUUUAUUGCACCCAACAUCUCUACAAUUGUAGGUGCCUCAAUAGCUGCUAAAUUGAUGGGUGUUGCUGGUGGCUUAACGAACCUCUCAAAAAUGCCAGCCUGUAAUCUCUUAGUUCUUGGUGCACAGAAAAAAACUCUCUCUGGUUUCUCCACUGCUGCUAUAAUGCCUCAUACAGGCUUUAUUUAUCAAUGUGAAAUUUGCACCAAAACACCACUAGAUUUAAGAAAAACUGCAGCUAAGUUUGUUGCUGCCAAAAGUACUUUGGCUGCACGUGUUGAUAGCUUCCAUGAAAGUCAAGAUGGUCAUGUUGGAGAAACUCUCAAAGCAGAAAUUGAGCACAAAUUAGACAAGUUGAUGGAACCUCACAAAUAUAAACAUGUCAAGCCAUUACCGGCACCCAUUGAUCCCCCUCGCAAGAAACGUGGUGGUCGCAGAGCAAGAAAAAUGAAAGAGCGUCUUGGACUAACAGAGAUAAGGAAGCUUGGUAACAGAAUGAAUUUUGGUGAAAUUGAGGAAGAUGCCUACCAAGAAGAUCUUGGCUUCUCCUUAGGAAAUAUCAAACGCUCCAAAUCAGGUCGAGUUAGGGGCCCUGUCGUGGAUUCUAAAACUAAAGCAAGAAUCUCCAAAACACUUCAACAAAAACUUCAGAAACAGAACCAAGUGUGGGGAGGAAGUACAACUGUAAAAAGACAAAUAGCUGGAACAGCAUCCAGUGUGGCUUUCACUCCUCUGCAGGGCUUGGAAAUAGUAAAUCCACAAGCAGCAGAGAAGAAGAUGAUGGAAGCCAAUCAAAAGUACUUUUCAAGUACAUCUGGAUUUAUCAAACUUAAAGAUCAGUAAAACAAUUAAAUAAAUACAAAUGAUAGACUUUCCUCAUUUAAAAAAUGCAAUAUGUUAAAAAAUCUUAGGCAGCGAGCUAGCAGAAUCGUUGUCACACCAAGCAAAACGCUUAGUGGCAUUUCGUCUGUCUUUACUUUCUGAGCUCAGUUUCUGCUGAGGUCAACUUUGCCUUUCAUCUUUUCAGGGUCGAUAGAUUAAAUACCAACUGAACACUAGGGUCGAUAUAAUUGACUUAUCCCCACCCCCAAAAUUGCUGGCCUUGUGCCGAAAUUUGAAAUGAAUAUUGUAUUUCUCAUACUUACCAUCUAUUUUGUAUGGUUUGGAAUAAAACUUUGAACCAAAAUGCACAGAAAAAUAAACCUGCAUUAUUUUUCAUUCAUUUGUUAAUUUUAAAGUCUUGUAAUUACAUUAACAAGAACAAUUCCAAACACACUCAAAAAGAGAAUGUUGAAAAUCAUCUGUAAACAGGUAAUUUUGUGACAUUAAAUUGUUUCUAAUUUUAGAAAUAUUCAAUA